GGGAUUCUGUCGAUGUCAUUUCUAGGACCCCUGGUUUGCUGCCUCGGGUGGGAUUUUUGACCUUCUGUGGGUAGUGCCAGGCCAUCCAAGAAAUUCACGACACGGCAUCGUCGAGACUAGAGAUAACAAAUGCAUCUUUUCUCUUUUGGAUUUUUCUCUUGCGAAUUAGAUACCAUUUGCACUUCUCCUCGACCACUUUUCACGGGCUGCUCUCCUCUUGCCUCCCUGAAUUCUCGGCCCUCAGAGAAUUUCUCGCACUCAGCAGAAGUUGGCACACAUUGAUUCGUCUCUCGAAGCAAUUGCCAAUCCAGCCGCUCCCAGGAACCGCACUCUGUUACAUAGAAGCGGGGGAGGACAUUGAAAAUCUCUGCUUAUUAGUGCGUGGCCUUGGAGGCGUCUUUCGAGUUUGACAGUGUGGGGUCUCGACGAGGCUGGUCAACGAAAUCGAAAUCAAAAGGUGGUCACGAUGUCGACGCCAUCCGAAGCCGGGUCGAGUCUGCCACUCAGACCAGCACUCAAGGGAAGUGAAACGGACGAGCCUUUGAGUCCAAGAAGUGGUCCUGCCAAAGUCGUCUCAAUCUCAGAACCAGAGAACAUCCCAAUGCUCUCGACCCAAGACGAGCCGACUCGGGUCAAACAGUUCAAGGCAGGCAUCGCAGACAAAAGAAUGACAGGUCGGCCAAUUAUGCCUUUGAACUCUUCUUCCUCGAGGUUGUCUCUCUACAGCCAGAGCAGCAUUGAUGAGUCGGUGCCAGCGUCCGAUACAUCUGGUACAUCGAAGCACCAUGCGAGCAAACACCAUCACCACAAUCAUAAUGGUCAGCCCCACCACGAGAAACUCAUUGCACAAGUUGCAGAAUGGUUGCAGGCAGAGAAAGCAAAGAGAGCUGCCAGGAAGGCAAAGAAGAGGGGCAAGGGGCGCCAUGAGGAAACAGAAGAGGAAGAUAAGCCAACCACGCGACGGAGAGCCUCCAGUCAGAGCUCCGACUCGAGUGCCAUUUCACUGGAGAGGCUACAAAGAAUAUUGGAAGACAACAUGAGUUCUUUCGGGCUGGAUCGUUUGCCAAUCAGCUCUCCUACUCUUACACCCAGCAGGCUCUCUCACCAUCCUGUGAGACGUCAUUCUUCCGCAAAGAAAUUGGGAGGCCUCGUAAGCUCAGAUACAGACUAUCAAGAUGGUGAUGUGAUUGUACCGUCCUGUGAUGUUGUCCUUGACAACUCGAAGACGAUGUCAUACACAGGCGGUGUUACAGAAUCGUCUGGUGAUACUGUCACACUUAGUACCUCUAAGAGAGCUGAGAAAGAACGCAAAGCAUGGUUAUCAUUCAAGAGUGAGAUCCUGCGACUCGCUCACACGCUGAGGUUAAAGGGGUGGAGAAGAGUACCAUUGGAAAGGGGAGGCGAGAUUGAGAUUGAACGCUUGAGCGGUGCUCUCACAAAUGCCGUCUAUGUUGUCUCACCACCUAAAAACCUCGAUUUACAACAAGGCACAGAUUCCCAACCUAAGCCACAUCCUCACAGACCACCUCCUAAGCUUCUUUUGCGGGUCUAUGGCCCCCAGGUCGAGCAUCUCAUUGACCGAGAGAACGAGCUUGGCAUUCUACGCCGUCUUGCCCGCAAGAAAAUCGGCCCAAGAUUGCUCGGAACAUUUACGAACGGAAGAUUCGAGGAGUUUUUCAAUGCACAAACAUUGACGGCUGCCGACCUCAGGGUUGAGGACACAAGCAAGCAGAUUGCAAAGAGAAUGCGUGAGCUGCAUGAUGGAAUGGAACUUCUUGAGCGAGAAAGAGAAGAGGGACCUUUCGUCUGGUUGAAUUGGGACAAAUGGGACAAUCGCUGUAAGGAGGUGAUCAGCUAUCUUGACAAAGAGAUUUUGAAUGGGAAAAAAGGAAGAGGAGAGCUUUGGAGAAGGAGGGGCUUUGUUUGUGGAGUUGAAUGGCCACAAUUCAAGGCUACAAUCGACAAGUACAGGAAGUGGCUGGAUGAGUAUUAUGGGAAAGGCGGUGUGAACAGGAACUUGGUAUUUGCUCACAAUGAUACUCAAUAUGGCAACAUCCUUCGCCUCAUACCAGAAGCUGCCACGCCGGGCUCUACCCCUUCACCACUCCUCCUUCCUCAAAAUACGCACAAGCAACUGGUAGUUAUCGAUUUCGAGUAUGCCUCCGCCAAUACUCCUGGCCUAGAAUUCGCAAAUCACUUCACAGAAUGGUGCUACAACUACCACGACCCCAGCAAGCCCUGGGCCUGUAACACAGACAACUACCCCACAAUCGAGCAACAGACAAUAUUCGUCAGAUCGUAUGUCAACCACAGACCGCAAUUCAAUCCUAGGGCUUCCGCAACGCCGAAGAUGAGUGCAAUGGAUGGCUUAGCGAAGGGAAGCAUCUCAGAAUUUCUACUGGAUUCUCGAACACCGGGUGGCAGCUCGACAGAGUUGUACAAUUAUGCAGAAGACGAGGCACGAAGAGAGAGAGAGACCGAACGCCAAGUCCAGGAGUUGCUCAAGGAGAUCCGAAUCUGGCGCGUUGCGAACAGUGCUCAGUGGGUCGCAUGGGGUAUCGUGCAAGCCAAAGUCCCCGAGCUCGAUGGUCCUACCCCCGUUAUUGACGGCGCAGAGAUUGCAGAAGAGCCCGCCACUACCUCCGGCAAGGAGAAUGAAAACCCCAAUUUGAAAGUAAAUGGUGUUCAUUAUGGAGUCGAGAAGAGACCAGAAGGGAUGAAAGCUGAGGCUCUCUUAUCUAGGGAGAACCCAAAGGAAAUGGAGGCUUUAGAAGACGAGGAAGAUGAAUUUGAUUAUUUGGCAUAUGCGCAGGAUAGGGCGUUGUUUUUCUGGGGAGAUGUGGUUGGAUUGGGGAUCGUGAAGAAUGAGGAUUUGCCUGAGGAGUUGGUGAGACGGCUGAAGGUCGUUGAUCACUAGAUCGACCACGGUUUGGAGAUAAGAUCAGAUGUGUAGGUGCGAAUUUGAUUGACGGGCGAGCAACGUUUAUGAGAAUGAUAGAGCGAGAUACCAAAGAGCGAGAUGACGAGAUAAAUGACUUCCACUCCAUCCCUUUGGUCUUAUGCACUUCAAAUCCUUGCUAGGUUCCGAUGAUCUUAUAAUGAAUGCCUCACGGUGGACAGAAAUAGUGUCACG
Messenger RNA from Hyaloscypha bicolor E, 3133 nucleotides. RefSeq names its product kinase-like protein. The coding region runs from base 467 to 2917 and encodes 816 amino acids. The transcript is spliced from 3 exons. Lineage: Eukaryota; Fungi; Ascomycota; Leotiomycetes; Helotiales; Hyaloscyphaceae. Gene Ontology annotation, cellular component: cytoplasm. Gene Ontology annotation, molecular function: choline kinase activity; ethanolamine kinase activity. Gene Ontology annotation, biological process: phosphatidylethanolamine biosynthetic process; phosphatidylcholine biosynthetic process. The record is from RefSeq and is a predicted model, not a curated record.